AGGAAAGCGAAAAAAGUAUUUGCUAGUGCCAUCGAAAAUACCUUUCCCUCCUCGUCCACAAGUACGAAGGGCAAUAGAUUAUUUUUCCUUGAUACUUUUACUUUUGGUUUUCUAUUUUCAUUUUUCCGCUGAAAAUUAUCUUCGUGUAGUUGCGUAGUGUCAAUAACAUUCUCUCCGCCUCUGUGUUUGCUUGCGGUGUGUUUAUCUGUAUCCGUACUCUUUCCUGAGAUUUUACACCUCAAAAGAACAUACUCCUAAGUAAGCGCAAUUUUUCAACCCCCAUUUCUCCUCAUCGAUUGAGAGCCCUCUCCCCUUGAAUAAAGCCAACCGAAAGCCAUGUUUUUGAAUGUCAACGCCGUCCGGAGGGCAGGAGCAGGUCUGGAAGAAGAUUUAGAUGCCUUGCUGCCUCCUGGAGGCGAACAAGGGAAUCUGAAUCGAGAGAACAAUAAUCCGAACGAUAAUGUCAUCAAUUUGUGGCCUGGCGGGAGAGGAGGCCCGGCGGCGAUGUUAAAUGCAGAUAACCAUAAUCUGCAAAUGAACGCUAACCCAAAUAACAACGCGAACCCGCCACGGCAACAGCAGCAACUACAGCAAAACCAGGCAGCCGCGGAUGUCAUGGCCCAGCCACGGGACCCGCCGUCCCCUAUUGUGCGGCGGACGACCCGGGGAGAAAACACCGGGGAGCCGACCGGGCAGGCAGUCUGGGAAAUCCUAAACCAGCUCUACGACGAGGAGAGGCGGAAAGUCGAGGGCAAAGCGCAUCGCAGGUUCCACAAGUACUGCGUCAACGCCUGGGAGUUCGCCGUGCGGAAAUCUAUUUCGGUGAAAAUGGCAUCGUCCUCUUUGCUCUCGAGCAACCAAAAGAGUAGAGCGAGAGCUGCGAGUCUUAGCGGUCGGACAUCAAGCAUGAUUUCCUCAACAUCUACUUUAAGCUCGAGCACAACUGUAGUUCUCACGGGUGCCGGAACUGGAGCGGCGCCAACGCCUUUGGUCGAACCUCCACACGACCAGAUGAACAAUAACGCAGCCCGUCCCGGCGCAAAUAAUAGCACAGCAAAUCCACGUGGUGUUGACGCGACAGCAUCAGUAACCAGUGUAACUGCAGAACCCGCCCCGGUAUCCAUGAUGUGGAACGUCCAGCGGCUGGAUGUCGGGGUGAAAGAGAACAUUGUUUCCUUCAUGCAGAUAUGCAUUGCAAAAGUAUCGUACUCGUAUAAAUGCAAGUCUUGCAUUACAAAUCUUGUCUCCAAGGCAAAUCUGCAUGCAGAUUUUAUUUCUCAUGCUGGGGAAAUUUGUAAUGCAUUUGUACGAGUGCGAUGCUUUUGCAGUGCAUAGCAGACCGAAGCGGAGCAGCCGCCCUUUUUCAACGCGCGAAUGGCCGGCGAUUUGACCGCCGACCUGCGCCGCCCGCACCAAACGCAGCAGCUCAAAAUGAUUCUGGAUAAGGUAAGUACAUUCUUUUUUUGCUGUGUGUUGGUACUUUAGGCUGCAUGUCUCGUUUCCAAAGAAAAAGGUGCACUCCCUCGUACUACCGUCGUGUUAAACAUGAAGUAGAUGUUGAAGAAUGAAUUUGAGUGUAGAGAUGCGACGUGCCGCUUCUCACAUACUAAGUCUGCACGGUUCGAUGUUUCGCUGCACAUAUAAGAACUCAAACACCAUCAAUCGCAUAUUAUGCAGAUUCGCGAGUCCGCCCGCACGGGGCACCAGCACGUGGAGCUGAAGCCGGAUUUCUGGGCCCGGGAGGCCUGCCGCGGAACCGGGUGGUGCUACCCUUUUCCGGUGACGGAGCUGGAAACUUUAGGUUUCGCGGUAGAGGAGCAGAAGCAGGAGCCCGCCGGCGGCGCGAAGGGCGUGCAGCAGCAGCGUCACGACUGGAAAACGCGUACGUGGAAGUGCAGCUGGACGCCGGCGCCGGUCAACGUUUUGCAAGCGGGGGCGGGCGGCCCCGUGAUUGGCCACCAAGUGGACCAGAACGCAGCGAGACGGCAGCUCUGAGAGCGGUGCAGUACUAGUCUGUUGUUUUUAAUCUAGGUUAAUGUGCAGAAGAGACUAAUCUAAUUCACAUUUCUGCACCUGCAGCUGAGCUUACUACAACUCUUGCAAAGAUUAAGGCUGUUACAGAUCACAUGAGGACGAUUGUAAGUAAACUGUGUAUGACGAUGAGUUCUUCAGCGGAGUCUGCUUUUGCAAUUAGAAACGGCUUGUGAUUGAGACUAGACCAGGGAAAUCUGCCCCAAAGUAGAUGAUACCGUGAUGGAAAAAGUUAUGCUUUUCGAAGAAAGGAUGAAAAAAAAAGACUCGACAAAAAAUUCAAUAUCAGAAACGCCAAAUGGCCGAUGUUCAACAUUCUAGUUAGCGCUAUUGCGAUGGCUCAUUCAGCUGGUUAAGAGAUGAUAGCCAUAGCUGCAAGUAGUUUACGG
This is a messenger RNA of Amoebophrya sp. A120, 2420 nucleotides long. The record is from the annotation of a GenBank genome assembly. Lineage: Eukaryota; Dinophyceae; Syndiniales; Amoebophryaceae.